Gaeumannomyces tritici R3-111a-1 is the source of this 255-nucleotide messenger RNA. RefSeq lists its product as hypothetical. Bases 1 to 255 code for a protein of 84 amino acids. The transcript is spliced from 3 exons. The record is from RefSeq and is a predicted model, not a curated record. Lineage: Eukaryota; Fungi; Ascomycota; Sordariomycetes; Magnaporthales; Magnaporthaceae.
AUGGUCCGCUAUCUCCUUUUCCCUUAUUGGCUAUGGGUCCCGUGGCCCUGGAGGCUGGUCGUCGAGCAAGGGCCGGUUAUCGGCUUUAUUACUAAGUACUGGGUCGGGAACCCGGGGGGGGGCUGGAACGGCCGCCAGAUCCGCAACGCAUGCCAGACCGCCAUCGCGCUGGCCGAGUACGAGGCGCGGGGCAGCCACGACAUGAUCGACGCCGCGGAGGACAAGGCCCUGGGCGCGGACGAGAGUGCAACAUAG